This is a messenger RNA of Arachis ipaensis, 1573 nucleotides long. The record is from RefSeq and is a predicted model, not a curated record. Lineage: Eukaryota; Viridiplantae; Streptophyta; Magnoliopsida; Fabales; Fabaceae.
UAAUUAAUUCUUUCUUUAAUUCAUGUCUUGCUGUUAUUGACUGGUGAUGUUUUUAAAUUCUGCUUCAAAGGGAUUGAUCCCAACCUUUGAUGAGUUGCUGCCUGGCAUAGACCACCGGUUUUGUGUCAGGCACUUAUAUAGCAACUUCAGAAAAAGGUUCCCAGGUGUUCAGCUAAAGAUUAUGAUGUGGAAGGCUGCAAAGGCAACAUAUGUCCAGGAAUGGGAGAGGAGGAUGAAGGAGAUUCAGCAGGUUGAUCAAGGAGCUUAUAAUCAUCUCAUGGAGAUCCCUGCCAAGUAUUGGAGCAAGUCCAGGUUUAAUUAUUUUUCUAGAGUGGAUACACUUGUUAACAACAUGUGUGAGUGUUUUAACUCUGUUAUUGUAGAGGCUAGAGAGAAACUGAUUGUUUCCAUGCUAGAAGACAUUAGGGUUUAUCUAAUGAAUAGGUGGUCUGAUAACAGGCAAAGUAUAGUAACAUAUGCCGGAGAAAUAUUGCCAAAAAUAAACAAGAAAAUUGAAAGGGAGUUUGAUAAGGGUGGGGAGUGGCUGGCCAUAUAUGCUGGUAGGGACAAAUAUGAAGUGUCUAGCAGUCAGGGUAAUAGAGCCAAGUUUGUUGUGGACUUAAACUUACAUGAGUGCUCCUGUAGAAAAUUUCAACUAACAGGUUACCCUUGUGAGCAUGCCAUGAGCUGCAUUAGGAAAAUGUGUCUAGAUGUUAAGAACUAUGUCAACAAGUGUUAUAGGAAACAGACCUACGUGGACUGCUACCAACAUGUAAUCUACCCACUGAAUGGACCAAAUCUCUGGUCCCGGACUGAGAAUGAUGAUGUGCUGCCACCAGUGUUUAGGAAACCAAUAGGGCGCCCAAAACUGAGGAGGAACAAGACUGGUGAUGAGCCACGCAACAAUGGACCACUGUCUAAGUUAGCAAGGACUGGACAACAACAAAAAUGUUCAUAUUGUUUUGCACUUGGUCACAACAAAAGAACCUGCCCUAGAAAACGUAAGAUGGAGGCUGCAGCAAAAAAGCAGAAUGCAACUGCACAAGCCAAGAAAGGGGCCAAGAAAGGGGCUGGCACAACUAGGACUCCAAAACCCAACAAGAUCCCUGCCAAGACAACAACACAGCCAGCAACAAGACUUCAGCCAAAGAGGAAGAGCAGUACACAAGUUGGAGGAAGCCAGGAGUCACAGACAUCAUCCAAGAGAGCUAGAUGCAGCAGCAGUGCCAGUCAACCACAACCAUCAAUAGCAACAGUCACUAGCCCAUCAAGGAGGUCCCUGAGGUUCAUGGCAAAAACACCACCUAGGGCCUGGAAGGCAUUGGGAUGAAGAACAUAGUAGAUUUUAGUGAUUCCAUCUGUUUUGUAAUGAAUCUGUCAAUGACCAAGGACUAAUGUCCCUGUGAUACUUUAGACACCCUACUUUAAGACUACUACUGUUAUGUUGAUCUCUUUUGUGUUGUUACCUUUUCAUGGUUAUAUUUAAGGCUUGUUUGGAUAUUGUUAUGGUUAAGAGAAGCUACUUUAAGACUUCUCCAUUAUCUAAUGAAUUACAUGAAUUUUCAGCAGCAAA